AUGGCUGUUGGAAAUGAGACUGUUAUCUACUUUUCUGAGCAGGUGGUGGUUUUAUUUUCAUGCGCGCUGUCAUUUCUAGGCUCGUCGCUUAUCAUCUUCACCUACAUUAUAUUCAAAGACUUGAGGACAACUCCGAGGAGGCUCCUAGUCUUUCUCUCGGUGUCUGACUGGCUGUCCGCCGUCUCUUACGCCUUCGGGGUCUGGAGAGUUUUCCACACUGACUCAGUGGACUGCAUCGUUCAAGGAGCGAUAUCCACUUUCGCCAACACCAGCUCCUUUUUCUGGACGGUGGCCAUUGCUGUUUACCUGUAUGUUUUCAUCGUCAGGUCAAGUCAAAGGGUCGCGGAUAGCUUGGAGUUGUUUUUCCACCUUAUAAGGUAGGUUAAGAACUUUUCUUCGAGGAUAGGUGCUGUUUUCAAGAUGUCUAUUGAAAAAUGGUGAGCUGACUUAGGCGGUGAUACAAGUUUAAGCGGCAUUUGUAUGACUUGACACCGAUGCAUCUUGGGAUAUUUUCUCAACAACGUCUAUCAGCGGUUUAGAUAUCAACUUUAUUAAAUGGUGAAAGGAUAAAUAAAUUGAUCCCAGCUGUGUUUUUGUGUAAUUAAAGACAAACUCCAAGCCUUUACAUUGAAAACACUGGUUUCUUAAGAGCAAGCUUAAGAGUUUUGUUUCCAUGGUAACGCUCAACCGCUCCGGUCGACCAUGGAGUAACAUUGCAAGGGGAGAGGUCUGAACAGAGGUGAAGGUUCACGUAUAAACCACAAACAAACAUGGUGAGCUACUAAAUAACAGAAGUAUGAAAGUUUCAUGAACUAAAAAUUAUGUGACGCACAAAAAUGUCAAGAAGCAACUCAGGGGUUGGUCGGUUAACUUGACAUAAAUCAUGCAAGCUUAAGUAUUAUUAAGGCUCCGCCCCUUAAGGGAUAUUUCCACUGCACGGAGGCUGUUAUGUCAUCCACUGAAGCAGCCGAUUAUAACUUAAGGAGAGCUCUAAAAGUAUGCAUAGAAGCUGAUGAUUGUUCCUCAUCUAUACAUGACUAGGAUUACCAGAGAGUAAGAGCUGACUUCAAGUCUUCCUCUAAUAAAAAUAAUCAUAAUAAAAUAGAAUAAAAAUAAACAAUUCACACUUAUACUGAAGGCCAAAUACCUGGAGUAAGCUUAGUGUAAAUAGGUUUCAAAAUUCCAUAUAGCUGUUUUUGUACAGUUAUACAUACAUAAAAAUAAGGAUAUGAAAAUAUCUCAUUAUAAUUACAAACAUCAUUUUUCAAGCUACAUUUUAAGGGGUGAUGUGCAUUUUCUACAAGUGCAUAUCACAUGUAGUGAUGCUGACCCCGUUGUAACCUUUCUUCACAUGCAUUAAUGAUUAAUUUCAUGCUUUCUUUAACUUGUGAAAAAACACACACACACAAAUUAUGCAACAUAAACUUGAAUGAACAGGCCACGGAACAUUUGUUUUUAUUUUCACCUUGUCUGCUUUUGCAUUUCUCUCCCAUUAAGAUGCUGUUACAGUCCCGCCUAAAGGAGAAACCUGUUUUUAAUAACAAAAUGAGGAUAAUUAACUCAUUUUAAUGAUCACAAGGGUUUUUAAAAGACACAGUUGAAGAUGGCUAAAUUAUAUUCCCAUCUUUAGUAUGGUUUUAUAUUACAUUCUUACUGCUUAGAAGAUUCAUGGACCACAUUUUAAUGGGUCCCAAAAUGACAGCAAAGAAGUCUAUUUCAGGUAAAUUUGUUUUAAUGUGCUCUAACUGCAGAAACAGUAAACAGGCCAAAUUUAACAGCUCUUGUGCUUGUUUGAGAAUCAAACCGUCAUUAGUUUCACUGUUUAACAUGCAUCUAUUAAAGUGCUGACUGAAGCUAUAUUUGUCUUUGAAGGCCCAGAUCAGCUUGUGUGUUUCAUCUUUUGUGUCAGCUUCCUUCUCUAUUUCAAUAAGCUUCCCAUUUAAAUUGUGAACAUGUAAGUAUAGGGGGUUCUGUCACUGUGAUGUAUAAUUAAUCUAUUUUUGGACACACAAACACAUUCACCCCUGGGGACGCCUCACAGCAGUGUCCCUAGUUGUAACCAUUCUCUCAUGGUCCAUUGUAUUGAAGAUCACACACAGGAGCCAUUCACAAGCCCACAAUGCAGAAUGCACUAAGAACACUGCCUUAGGCAUUUUACUUUUUCACAUGAUCCGCUAUGUUUUGCCAAGAAGAAAUGUUAUCCUUUAAAAUUGCAGUCUUAAGAUAGAAAACACUUCAGGGGUGCUUAACCAAUAUUGUUUCCAUAAAUGUUGAAAUCGUUUUUGUUGUUUGUACUGAAGCAAAGCAACUGGUAUGACUCUGCAGUGUGUAACUCUCACACAUACCUCCAGCACAAGAUAAUCUACCACAUGAUGCUACAUGUUUUGCAAUGUUUGUGCAGAAUACCAAACCAGCAAACCAGAAAAACUUUUGUUUAAAGACAGGAAGUCAUUUUUUUUGUAAGGACGAUAUGUUUAAUCCACUUAACUUUCUGUAUUUUUUUUUGUUGUGAUCUAGCUGGGGUGUACCGCUGGCUAUCACUACUGCAGCUGUGUCCCUGAGUAAGAUUGGUUACGAUGCCUCAGAGGUGUCAGUGGGCUGGUGCUGGGUGAGGAUCCAUGCCCCUGAUCGUGUCUUGUGGAUGCUGCUGACUGGAAAGAUCUGGGAGUUCUUGGCCUAUCUAACCCUCCCUGUCCUCUACAUCCUGAUCAAAAGGCACAUCCAUGUAGCGGUGAGAAUUAAACUAAAAUAGUACUAGCUUUUCUUAAUGCCAUUGAAAAAAGUGGAAUUAAGGAUUGUCUUACCAAAAAAAAGUAUGCAUUUAUGAAUCAGCAGCAUUCCCAGUGUGCAGUCUUUAAGAAUAUUUACCAAUUUAAUGAUAACAAUAUGUAAGAGGAGCAAACUCUAUUGGGGAUAGACUAUUUAAUGCAUAUGUUACAUGGUUGUUGUUUCAGUUUGCUUUUCACAAAAUAGAACAAAUGAUUGAUACUAACUAAUGAGAAACAAAUUAGCUGGACUUGCUCAGUAAAAUACAAGAAACUGAGAUAUAGUAUUGAGGGAAAAAAAUACAAGGAAAUUAAAAAAAGAGGUCAUGUUUAGAUUUAACACAACUUUCUUUGCUGAUGGCAAAAUUGUGUUUUCUUUAGAAAAGGUACCAGUGAUAUCAGCCAUGUGAGGGCCAAUAAUAUGAUGUUAAUUAUGCCAGAGGGCUGUAAAUCAGGCAAAUGAAUCAGCCACCCAGUCCUAUCUCUAAUGUCAACAAUAGAAAUCAGCAAGGGAACAUCAUGACACCUUAACAAAAUAUAACAGCAAUCCAUCCCGUUGUGGCUCUCCACAUGGACAGUUUUCCCUGUAUGUGUCAAAACCUGCUGAUACAGGAUUGGUUAAUAUUACUCUGACUACAGGCAAAAAAUAUAAAACUCUCCUCGCUAAAAAUGUAAAACUCUGUGGACAGAUUCUGGAGAUUGAUUCAAAACUGGAUGAUUUUCUAAUGAUUUGCAGUGUAAUGAUGGACUGGCUGAACAACAGACUGACAUUGCUUUUUCUAGGGCCAUUAGCUGAGAGCCACUGUCAUCACUCUAAUUCUAAAUCAAGAUCAAAAGUACUGUGGGAAUGUUUUAACAAGUACUUUAUCCAACCCUUUGGUCAGGAUCUGCACUAAGAAUUUACAAGCUGUACAUUGGCCUAUAAUCCCCAAAUUUAACUGAAAAGUAUGAGGGUUUUUGUGAUAACAUGCUGUACAGUUAGCAUUUUAACUCAACUUCUGUGUCAAAAGCACCCCUUUUAUACUACAGCAGAAUACCAGCUGUUAGAAAAUGACCACUUUUCCACAGUGGCAUAUAUACUAUUGGUUUUUUGCCUUAUUCUUCUCUAUCAUGUUUGCUAAAAUGAAACCUUUGUCUGAUGCAGCAUGCGGCUCUGUCUGAGUACCGUCCCAUCCUGGCCAACAGGCCUCAGUCUCACUCCUUCUUCUCCAUGGCUGAUAUGAAGCUAACACUCAUUCCCAUCAUCUUCAUCUUCCUGCGCAUUUGGAGCACGGUGCGCUUCAUACUGCUGCUGGCCAGCUCUCCAGCCAGACUCAACCCAGUGCUGGUCACUUUACAUGUGAGUUUAAAGUCUCUUUGUCACUAUCUGCUGUUUGCUUCUACUUCUCUGAGGAGAUUACGUGGGAGUGAGUUUUUUUGUGCAAAUGUGACUGGACAUACAUGUGGGUGUAAAUAGUGCUUUCUUUAGUCUAUGUGCUGCUAACCUUGUGAUGGUGAGAUUGCAUGCGGUCAAGUUUAUGAAUCAUCACACCCUCAGCAUGAAAGUUUAUGUCUGCUGUUUUUAGCAUCUGAAAAUCAUAACAUUUGUAAAUUUCCCUUUAAGAGAGUUGAAUACAUCCCAAGAUUUUUAUUAUGUAAUAAAUAACUUUACUCUUUUAUUACAUUAUCACAUGUGAUAAUUAUUGGCUGUACUCAUUGUAUGAUGUUAUCGCUUUGUCAGGUUAUAGUGAUAAGAAGUUUGGUUUUAUUUUAUUUGCCACAUGGGAACAUUUUAUUCCUGUAUAAUUAUUUGCUGCUGGUACACUCCCUCUUUAAUGCUUUUAUUUUGGACCCCACAGGGUAUUGGCAACACCUCACAGGGAACAGCAAACUGCAUUAUGUUCGUGUUUUUCACCCAGCCGAUUCGCACACGCCUCUGCACUGCUUUCUGCUGCUGCUGUAAGUGUGCAGCAGCAGGGCAGCACUUGCAUGACGACCCUCAGAGGCUGCUGCCGGGACAGGACCCCUCCACGCACAGAGAGGAGGACAGCACUAGCCGACCUCUGAUUGAUAAAUGA
This is a messenger RNA of Xyrichtys novacula (pearly razorfish), 4822 nucleotides long. The record is from the annotation of a GenBank genome assembly. Lineage: Eukaryota; Metazoa; Chordata; Actinopteri; Labriformes; Labridae.